Molecule: messenger RNA, 973 nt
Organism: Styela clava
Lineage: Eukaryota; Metazoa; Chordata; Ascidiacea; Stolidobranchia; Styelidae
Source: RefSeq, a predicted model, not a curated record
GAUAGUCACAAACAAUUGAGUGUAAUUUGCGUCCGUACAACAGUGAAAAGCGCUCUCAUUAGAUUGGUUUAAAACAAAAAAUAUUAUAACCGUAUUACGAACAAGCAUACCAAAAGGAGAAGACUGAAACUGUGUCGCAAAGUUUAUCGCGAUGCUAUUGUUCAAAAAUCGACAUACUUUUAUUUCAGUGGUUGGAAGUUGACACCGUCUCAUAGAUACGGUAUGAAAUUUACUCAAUCGAACAGUUUGUUCAAUAGAUAAUUAUCGUUUAUAUAUCGACGUAUUAAAGUUAUAUCGUUAUACAAAAAAUGUUUGUCAUUCAUUUGAUAAUGAUGUUGAUACUUCACUUACUUGCCACAGAAGCGUGUUGGUCUGAGAAGCCACAAGAUAUUGACUGGAGCAAGCUGACGGGAAAUUGGUAUAAUAGUCUGGUCACACAUGACGAUUGGGCUCUAUCAAACAAAUGUGUUCUGGUCAACGUGUGGAAAGCAACAGAUAAUGGAGUCACAAUCAAACUUCAUCCUUUUCCUAAACAUGGUUUGGUAAAAGACAGCAUCACUCAUGAGCUACUAGAAGAGAAAGAGAAACCUGGAUGGUAUCAUAUAAAGAAGGACUCUGCGCUUCAAGAUAUUGCAAUAGUCGUUGAAUCUGUAACAAAGUCGGAGUCAACCAUUCCAAUUGCAAACUUAAUUGAAGCUCGAGCCCAACUUUACAUGGAACCUUUGACUUUCGUGACUGAUUACUCUUCAUAUCUUCUGGCAAUGGCAUGUAAUAAAGAUGGAGAAACCGUUGCGUGGAUUAACACUCGCGAUCGCACUCCAAAUCACGCGGAGAAAAGGAUAUUGAGAAUAUUAGCAAGAUUUCAUGGAAUAAAAAAGAAGAUGUACGAGACGAAAUGUAACGAGAUCAAGUUAGUUGCAACCUCAAGCAACGACGAAUACCACGAAUAAAUAAACAGGCAAGGAUCAAGAUU